Sparassis crispa is the source of this 384-nucleotide messenger RNA. RefSeq lists its product as hypothetical. The transcript has a single exon. NCBI's taxonomy places the organism in Eukaryota, Fungi, Basidiomycota, Agaricomycetes, Polyporales, Sparassidaceae. Bases 1 to 384 code for a protein of 127 amino acids. The record is from RefSeq and is a predicted model, not a curated record.
AUGGCCAAACUCAAGCCUCUGUGCGAGAAGUAUAGGUUACUCCCAUGUGAACGCGGGAUUACGUCGUGGGCGUUGUGCACAUGCUAUCUCGAUGGUACACUUAAAGACGGCAAGAAGCCGUGGCUGUACAAGAUGCUUUCGCGGCGCAAGCAGCGAAAUGAACGCGCAGUACGCAUCGCUGCAGGUUUCGGUUGGAGUAAGAACCAGGUAUUUGGGGAUCCGGCUGAGCAGCAGGCACCAGAUUCGAACACUAAUCGAGAACUGAGAAGACUCGCGGAGAUGCCAUGUGUCGUGUUUGGAAACGCACCGGCAGGACACGUCGCAGGAUUAGACCGGAGCGGCAGAUUGGCUGGCGAAAGCUUGGGAGCUUGCUGGGUGCCCUGA